Messenger RNA from Botrytis sinoallii, 3288 nucleotides. RefSeq lists its product as uncharacterized. The transcript is spliced from 3 exons. Bases 1 to 1593 code for a protein of 530 amino acids. The record is from RefSeq and is a predicted model, not a curated record. Lineage: Eukaryota; Fungi; Ascomycota; Leotiomycetes; Helotiales; Sclerotiniaceae.
AUGGAUGCCCAGACUGUCCCCGUUCCGCCGUCACUGAUCUUGCAACAAUCGAGCAACGAAGAACCAGCUUCCACCCCGAGCGAGGAUGCUCUCAAGAAAAGAGGUAGACCGCUCAAAAGCGUUGUUACAGCUGCCUCUACUUCUGAAACAAUCCAUGAGACAGAACAUUUUAAAGCUCAGGAUGGAGGAGAAUAUGUUCCUAUGAGUGCAGAUUCGACAAUUGCGCCAGCCGAUGGUACGAGGCGCAGCGGAAGAUCGAGAAAAGCUACACUUUCGUAUCAAGAGCAACUUGAGUCAGAUGGAGAGCAGCCCGUCGCAAAGCGUCAGAAGAAGAGAAAUGUCACGUAUGAUGACGAUGACGACCAGGAUCCUAGUAAUCGUAUCGUUCCACCAGGAGAACCUGCGACGCCUAAGAAAAAGAGAGCCCCUUCAUCUUCUCCAAGGAAAGCAGCAACACCCAAGGCAAAAGGCGUCAAGGUCAGAACCGAAUAUACAUCCGACCCUUCUGCUGUAUUCAUCGAAGCCCUCGUCGCCGAUGCUUCAAGUGAUAGCAUGGUGGGAUUUACUCGCAAUGGAUCAGGCCAAUUAGCAUAUCAUGGAGAACCAAAUGAAGGUGAUUCAAAGAUAAAGUGGUGGCUCAAUCCUCGGAUCAGUCCCUACACUGGCAAAUACAUGAUGGUGCCACCAACGUUGAUGCAAAAGAAAUGGCGUGCAUAUUGCGCUUUCCAAAAGUUGGAAACUUCUGGAAAACCUGCGGAGAUGCAAGAACGACUUAGAGAUUAUAUCAAGGCUAAAGAAGCUCAGAUGUAUUCAGAGUCUUCAAGUUCAUCUGAAGGCUUUGUAGUUCAUUUGGUUAUGGCACCUCAAGUCAGCACAUCUCAACAACAAAGGCUCCAAGCGGAUAUUAUACGUGUUCUUAAAGAGACUGUACUUGCUAAAAACUCUGUUCAGGAUGUCUGGAAUUUCAGAAUUUGCUUGAAAGUUCCAACCAAAAAAUGGUUGGAAGUAUCGGAAGCUCUGGAGUGCAGUGACAUUGGUUUUAUUUUCACAACUUAUCCGCAACAGCCAGACGGUCGCCCAGCUGAUACAAGAUAUCAGAGAGGUAUUAUAGAUGGGGUUUCUUGGCCGUCAGACGAAGCAUUUGACUUGAAGGAUCGUAUAUUUCUGGGAGGAACGUGGGCCGGCAGUGGAUUUGAGAAAGGAAUCAUUUUUGGAAGAACUCGAGCUGUGGUAAAGCAGAAAGUUGAAGAAAUGUGUGAACAGAUUGGAUAUGAAAUUGUUAAGGGUUAUGUCAAAAAGAUCAGAGACUCGGAGACAGAAGGAAGUGAUAUCCCUCCACAACAACAUUCACCUACUCUCUCAGAUGAUACCACCUCAUCACAGAGUGAAGAAGAUUGGACGGAAGAGGAAGAGGAAAUUGCUCAAGCCGCCUGGGAUCAUGAUGAAUCCAAAAAGAGGACACUCAAUCUCGAGACAUAUACUUAUCGACUGGGAGAGCUUUGCUCUUUCAUGGUUGAAGAUCCUUUUGUCGACGACGGCCGAUACACAUAUGAUUCCGAUGGAGAAUUGGUGGAUGAUGCGCCAUAUACCUAGUAUUGACAGUUAUGUGCUUAGGGUUCAUCCAUCUUCUCUGCUUAAUGUACAUCCAGAGAUGAGUAAAUUCUACCAUUGAAUACUUCGGGUGUAAUUAAUGAAUAAUUGGUGGAUGCAUAUUCAGAACAAAGUGGAGGACUUUUUAUCAUAGGAUAGAAUAUCUAGUUAACAUCUGUCUUUGAUGAUUGGCGAGGGGAUUCCUAUUAAUUUCAUAGUUUACUGCAAAUUAGCCAAAUACAUCAAACCCGUGCCUUCAGCGCAACCUAUGUACUCAGCGUCCAAAUCUCCUGACUUCAAAAUACACAGCUCCACAAACAAUACCGACUUUCCCUUUUCCAACUGACCCCCAGGUCCAUAAAGAUUCAUAACCGUCUUUCUCAAUUCCACAUGACUCUUAUGCGAACGACCUGCUUGCUCAAAAUGCGACAGAUCCAAGAAAUAUGCAAGUUGGUUUGUCUCUGCGAUAGCUUCGGUAUCAAGCUCUAAAUCUCCUUUGGCAUCAAAUUUUUCAUUCACAAUCUCCGGGGUGGGGUUCUCGUGGCCUAUGUGUGUGGUAAAUGCCACUACGCCAUUCUUGUUGCGUUCAGUGUCGAGAUGAGAUAUCCAGGAUUGAGCAUGUGGAUUUAUUUUCUUGAGCCAGGCUUCUGUUUCUGCGGGUGGGAUAUUUGACUGGCGUUGUCCUUCACGGACAAAUAUGAGAUUAUCGGGUGGGCUGGAGAUGGUUACUCUGCCUAAUUUUAUUUUGGAGCUACGGAUUUUAGGUAUGUCGAUGGUUUUCCUCGUGUCGUUUGGUUUUGCUUUGGUGGUAGUAAUAUAAGCAGAGGUAAAUGUAUCUUUAGGAUCGGUGUGUGAAUCUGGCGUUUUGGAUAUUCGAUGACGGUAUACGCCCCAGUAUCCUUCGUCGGAACUUUGUUUUAGGGGAAGAAGAGUGCCCAUUGCUGAGGCGACGGGUUGACUUGAGGCGAACAUGAAGCGCGAUUUCGGGACGGUCAUUACUUCGCGCCAGACACCUGCGUCUGGAGGGAGAGAAUUCCAGAAUUCUUGAACUGGAGAGGAGGCUUGAAAUGAUUGGUAGGAGGAAGAGGACAACCAAUAAGCGAUAAAAGUUGUGGAUUUGGGUCCAUGACGAGGAAGUCCGUGGCUUUCGUCUUGAAGAUGGUCGACACGGUUGGCAGACGAAGAGAGCAAUUUGUACAGGGUGGAUACAAAAAUUGCUUUUUCUGGCGUAAGUUCUUCGUGUUGGACGCCAAAAAUCCCAUAGGUAAAGAUGUAGUCUUUUCCGUCCAUAUCAAGAAGAAACACCAUGAUGGGCAAUGUUUAUGAGGCUAAUAGUACCUAGUGAAUAAUGGCGCGAAAAUUCAUACUUGUCUCCAGAAAUCAUGCAAAAUCUUGACUUUUGAGCAUUUGAGAAAGUACUAACAUGAAAGCAGUAACCUUACGGAAGGAUCUGAAAGAUUUUUUAUAAUGCAUUUUACUAUGCCUGGGGAAAAUUUGCCCAUGCAUGGGUGCCCCUUAAUUUCAGCAUGGCUGGCUCUUAUCUUCAUGUUGCGGAUGUAGUAUCCGCCCGAACGACAUAGUUGUGAAUUGACGAUGACAUCAAAUAUAUGGUAAGACUAUGUUCAGAUAAUCUGGAGCCACUUGGCUGCGGAGAUAGGCUACUGAGAUUGUCCGAUAUUGAAUCUUUGAAACAAAUCG